ACAGCUUGAAACUUUAUGCAGAAGAAAAAUGCUGCUUUUCCUUUAUUUUUGUAGUAGUUUACAUUUACGUGGCCACUUAAGCCUGCUGCAUCAUCAGUGGUGAGGGAAACAGGGCAAGGAGAUCUUUGUCAAGUUUUUAAAAGAAUGGGAAAUAGAAGUGCUUAUCAUUUUUCAGCACAAGGUCCAAAAAAUUUCAUUGUUGUUUCAAAUGAUAAAAGAAAAAUAAGAAAAUCCAGUUUGAGAGUCAUAAACAUCUAAUCAUAUAUACAUUGGAGAUCCAGAUUAUGUAGUGUUUUCAAAGAUGAUGCCACAUCAUUCUGUGAUUGGAAGGAAGUUUAUGAAUUAUGUUGGAAGCAGAUUAACUGCAGGAUAGCAGGAAUCACCCACAGAUUUAAGUUGUGAAUGUUUGGGUCAUUUAGCCCAUACCCUCAGGAGAGCUCUUCUGUGGUAUUAAGGUAGAAAUACUCUGAUAACAAAUGGGAAUAAUAGCUAAUUUUUAUAAUAGGACAACCAUAUAUUAAAAACAUUCCAAUGUUUGAAUAUUCUUGUUUCAGAAAAUUGUCCAUCCUUGCUCUGUCAAGUUUUUAAGAUGAAUUAUUUACAUUUGUUUACUUGUGUAGUAACCAAACUUUGCACCCUCGAUAAUCUGUAUGUUAUUCCCUGAUAACCAGAAACUUCUAUGCUCAAACUCUGUUCACUAUUUUUUUUUUAACAUCAUCUUAAUAAAAUUCUGCACAAUGGAAAUAUCCCUUGAACUAAGUAUUCCAGUAAUUGGUUGGCCUACAAUUGCCUCAUCUAUAUUACUCUGAAUAGCAGUCACCACUCCUUCACCACACAUGGCUCUUUUUUGUUUAUGGAGAAAUGAGAGGUUUCAAUCACCUUUCAUUUUCUUUUUGCCAGGUCAAAUUGAGUGACAAUAGUAUCAUGUUACAUAACCACUCUUCCCUCAGGUGUUUUGUCUGCAUAUGCAAGUUGUCAAACAGAGAAAGUUCUUUCUCAUUCUCACAAGUAGAGUGUGAGUGAAUGAUAGAGAGAGAGAGAGAGCAUCUGACAGUGCGGAAAGUUGUCAGAUGCCUGGAGCUUGCCAUUUCUCUAUUACAGAAACAGAGUAAUAGUAGGAUUCUUGAAAGUCACUUGCCCCUAUGACUCUUUCUGGAACUGCAGUUUACAUUGAAGCAGCUGCCUGCUCUGCCUAGCAAUGCUCAGCACAGCCACCUAAGAACAGGUGCAGUAGUAGGAACAGCUUCUCUUCAGGGAUAACCACUUGCCUACUACAGACUUGCAACAUUACUCUAGACAAUGAAGCAGGAAAGAUCAACCACAUGAUGGGGAUGUUGCAGGUAUGGACGCAGUGAGAUGGGACAAAGUAAAGGGAACAGACAAAAAGAGAUGGAGGGAUCCAUGACCAAGAAGAAAAUAUGCUAUUUUUUUAGGUUGUGGCAAUUUUAUUUGAUCAUAUCUUAUUUCCUUGGCAGAGAAGGGCAUAUCGAAAGGAGGGUAAAAGUAGACUUGCAUGUAUCCUUGCCUCACCGCUACCCUCAUUCAGCACCGCAACUAUCUGCAAGAUCAAAUGCACUAGACAGACAGAAUCAACUGCAGCUCAAUAAACAUCUCACUUCUCACAUCAGUUCUUUGGAUUUAGGUGAACUGUGUGUAUGUGCGGCGGUGCAGUGGGUACGAGACAACAGUGCAUCUUAUUUCCAGAACAGUAACGUCUCUUCUGAAACUGCUCCAAAAGAAAAGGCAGUAAAAAUAAUUUUUCAUCGAAUGUGGAUCUAUAGCCAUCAUAUAUAUAGACAGGAACUGAAAAAGAAAAUCUUUGAUUGCGCAAAGCAAUUAAAUUUGACUGGUUUCUGCCUAACAGGGAAACCUGGUAUCAUCUGUGUGGAAGGGCUCAAAGAAAACUGUGAGGAGUUCUGGCAUGUUAUUAGAUAUCCUAACUGGAAACACAUUUCCUGCAAACAUGUUGAGAGUAUGGAAACUGAAGGAAAUGGGGAUAAGCUUAAUCUCUUUCAUACUUUUGAAGAUUUACAGUUCCAGGCACAUGGUGAUUAUGGACUGAGGAAUGACUAUCACAUGGAUCUUGGCCAAUUCUUAGAAUUCCUUAAACAGCAUCAAAGUGGACAUAUUUUUCAAUUAUUAUUUGGUGUUGAAGGCAAACAUUCAGACAAUUAACAGAUCAAUUGUAUAACUAGUUUUAAUUUUGCACAAUGUUACAAAUGAUUUUUUUUUUAAGUUCAUCCAUGGAUAUACGAUUAAAAACUGAGUGAAAUUGGUAUACUGUGCUUAUAGCUAUUAUAAUAAGGGAAACUAUGUAAAGUAAGAAAAUCAUGGUGCAAGGAUAGACCCUUUGCUUUUGUUUUAAAUACAUCAUAAGUAAGAUCCUUCGUUUUCAGUUUAAAGCAAUUUUUACUGGAAAAAAACUGGGUUUUAAAAGCAUUACUUGUUUUUUUCUGAUUUUUGACCUACUUUUGUAUCAUUCAAAUAUAUAAAAAAUAACUUGUUUUAUUAGGAAAAUACAAUACAUUGCAUGAGAUAUGUAUUACAGUAAUACAUUAGUCUGUGUGUAUAUGCAAAGCUGCCUGUUAAAGUAAGGCGAUGUAUUAGUGUAGAAGAUACACACACAAUAAACAAACAGGCAUGCACGCAAGCUCUGAAGUGCAUGCGCAUCUGAACGUACUGAUGAAUCUCACACCCGCCACGUACACAUUUCAAGUUGUUAGCAGAUAACGGUUGAAAAAUUUAACACUAAAAUCUGUAUCAGAAUAUGUUUCAGCACACAAGGAAGUAAUCAAAAGUUUUAAAAAAUCAGAACAGGAGAAAAGGAUGAAGUUUAGUGUAUGCGCUGCAAAUGGUGUGGCC
Molecule: messenger RNA, 2862 nt
Organism: Terrapene triunguis (Three-toed box turtle)
Lineage: Eukaryota; Metazoa; Chordata; Testudines; Emydidae
Gene: RWDD2A
Product: RWD domain containing 2A
Exons: 2
Coding region: 1357-2175 (272 amino acids)
Molecular function (GO): protein binding
Source: RefSeq, a predicted model, not a curated record